AUGGCUUGUCGUUUUAUUGAAGCGGACGACGAAUUAAUUGAACUUUUGAAAUGCGAAAGUGAAAACAAAAACACAAAACGAAGCACAGGCUAUUGGAAAGGAAUUUUUGAAAACGAUUACAAUAACGGUGAACAUAACGACAAUGAUACUGUUAAUGAUAACGCUAACGAUAACGACAUCAAUACCGAUAGCGAUAACGAUACCGACAUCAAUACCGAUAGCGAUAACGAUAACGACAUUAAUACCGAUAGCGAUAACGAUAACGACAUUAAUACCGAUAGCGGUAACGAUAAUGAUGACGACACCAAUACCGAUAGCGAUAACGAAAGCAAUACCGUUAGCGAUAAUGAUGACAUCAAUACCGAUAGCGAUAACGGUAGCGACAGCAAUAACGAUAACGACAUCAAUACCGAUAGCGACAACGAUAACGACAUUAAUACCGAUAGCGAUAACGAUAACGACAUCAAUACCGAUAGCGAUAACGAUAACGACAUCAAUACCGAUAGCGAUGACGAUAACGACAUCAAUACCGAUAGCGAUGACGAUAACGACAUCAAUACCGAUAGCGACAACGAUAACGACAUCAAUACCGAUAGCGAUGACGAUAACGACAUCAAUACCGAUAGCGAUAACGAUAACGACAUCAAUACCGAUAGCGAUGACGAUAACGACAUCAAUACCGAUAGCGACAACGAUAACGACAUCAAUACCGAUAGCGAUGACGAUAACGACAUCAAUACCGAUAGCGAUGACGAUAACGACAUCAAUACCGAUAGCGACAACGAUAACGACAUCAAUACCGAUAGACAGAAACGAUAA
Molecule: messenger RNA, 819 nt
Organism: Pocillopora verrucosa
Lineage: Eukaryota; Metazoa; Cnidaria; Anthozoa; Scleractinia; Pocilloporidae
Source: RefSeq, a predicted model, not a curated record